Messenger RNA from Monopterus albus (swamp eel), 2419 nucleotides. RefSeq names its product family with sequence similarity 110 member B (gene fam110b). The transcript is spliced from 5 exons. The record is from RefSeq and is a predicted model, not a curated record. Bases 617 to 2203 code for a protein of 528 amino acids. Lineage: Eukaryota; Metazoa; Chordata; Actinopteri; Synbranchiformes; Synbranchidae.
CAGUUAUUGUGAAAGUGAGAACGGAAAUCCGUGUUAUUACCAGGCAGGCAACAGUGGAGCUGCUCGGUGGGAACAGGAUGCUGUCAGGCCGAAUAGACGCAUCGACCUAACGGAGAUAAAACUGCUGCAGCAUCCUUUGUUCUCUGGAGCUGGAUAUCCUGGUUGUGUGGCCAGUUGAAGGGAGAACUGAAGUGAGGGUGGAGAGACAGCAAGGCUUUCCUUUCCCACAUCCUCUGCAUUUCUUUGGGCCCUGUGGAAGCACUCAUCCACACUGCACCAAACCACCCCUUUCCCUCCUUUCCAUUCUGUUACUGCACUUGGUCUCUCUCUUCUCUAUCCAUCUAUCUUGCUUGUUGAAUAGGUCAGUGGAACCUGAGCACCACAAACCUCUAAGUAGUGCGAAGUGAGUAAAGUAGCCUGAAGUCAUUAAAUAAGGUUGUAAAACCACUAACAGAAAGAGGUCAUCAGACUCAGGCAAUGCACUAGUAUAUUUUAUGCAGUACUUCACCAACCCCAGCCCAGAGUCUGGUUCAGUCCCACAGGGGUCCCACAGGCAAUGAGGAGGGUCAGGAGCUUUAUCUCUUUCUAGACGUUCUCCUCUCCACCUUGUGUCUUCAUGUUUUGGGGGUCUUCCAGUGCCCUCACCCUCUGUCAGCCCCCUCCCCACCCUCUGCCACCACGGCCGGCCACCCCAGUCGCCUCAUUGCCAUGCCGACAGAGACACUGGCUCCAGCCCUCCCAGAUAGCAAGGCCGCUGGCCCUGCAACACCCUUCAGUUCUACUGUACCUCUUCGCAUCCUCAAUAAGGGCCCUGAAUACUUUAGGAGACAGUUUUGUGUGGAGGACUAUAGAGGAUGGACGUCGGUGGGAGGACACAACUCAAAAUCAGGUGGAACCUAACCUAAAACGCCUCAGUGCUGUUGAGAGAUUAGAAGCUGACAAAGCCAAGUAUGUCAAGAGCCAGGAAGUUAUCAACGCCAAGCAAGAACCAAUAAAACCUCCUGUGAUGGCCAAGCCUCCCAUUGGCCACACCCUCCUGUCAAAGAGAGGGUCUGGGAUUGGUGGAGGAGAAUGUGGAGGCGGGGUACCUUUCAAAGUAUCCAAUAACAAUGCCAAGUCAGACACAUGUGCAACAAGCAGCAGCAGCAAAUGUGAGAACUUGAACCUGGAGAUCCUAAAAAAUCUUUUGAACUCAUCAUCCUCAGCAGGAGCUGGAUCUGAAGGAAUCGGAGGUGGAGCUAAAAGUGCUGUACUGAUGAGGUCAUCAGGAGCAAUGGCCAGGAGUUGGACACCAUCAGGGAUGCCGUUAACCUACCGAUCUACAAUGGCACUUAAUGAGCAACUACCAGACUCAGCUCCCAGUCCAAGCACCUCACACUCCCUCCGAUCAUUCUCCCACUCCCUAAAGGUCCCUCCAGUUAAUAGCAGGGGGCAUGGUUGUUCACAACAGGGAGGAAACCUCAACCUUAGCAGAAGAGUCCUGGAUGAGAGAGGAGGUGAAAGAGGAGUAAUUGACCGUUCUCGCUCCCCACUACCACCUCUGCUCACCUCUCACUCCUCAUCUGACCUCCUGCGACUGUGUAAUGGCAAGCCACUCCGGACUGCUCGAUCCAGCAGCUCCUCAGCUCCACCCCUACCUCCAAAGCCCAAAUCUGUCUCCAUCCCUCCUCCGGCACUUUCCUUGUCGCUGCCUCCCCCUCAUCCAGCUCCAUCCCUCUUACCCUGUGACAACACCUCUCAGUCACUACCUUGUGGUUUUGGAGACCCUUCCAAUACUUCAACCGAUCCUAACCUAGAGCUUGAGCUUGGUUCAUCUGUGGCUCGUCGCUCCUCGCUACACAGAUCUAAAUCAGACUUGUCAGACUGCUACGCCCGUGCUGGAGCUGAUGUGGAGCGCUUUUUUAACUACUGUGGCCUUGACCCAGAGGAGCUGGAGGCAGUUGGUCCAGAAAAUUUUGCGCGAGCCAGCUCAGAUAUUGUCAGCCUGAACUUCCGUUCAGCUUCUAUGAUCUCCUCUGAUUGUGACCAGUCAAGGCAAUCCUCCAACGAUGGGCUGUCAGAUGAGGAUGAGGGUGAAGAUGAGGAAGAGGCUGGGGAGCGUGUUCCAUAUGGCAUUUCAGCUGUCGAACGGAAUGCAAGAGUCAUUAAAUGGUUGUACAGCAUCAAGCAGGCGAGAGAGUCACAAAAAGUUUCACAUGUUUAGGACAAGCAGUUUCAGACUUUACUAGAGAGACCAGAAUUUCUCACAGGUUUAGAGACUGUGUCCUGGAGCUGAACUGGAAAUCUGUCUCAGACUAGACAGAUGAAUGGAUGGAUAUAAGAGAAAGUCUGACAAGUCUAGGACAGGCUAGGUAAGAAAACAAAAUUUUGUUUAGAAAUUAAUUGCAGAGAGGAAAAGGACUGUAAUCUUCCUAUGUCU